Porites lobata is the source of this 1486-nucleotide messenger RNA. The record is from the annotation of a GenBank genome assembly. Lineage: Eukaryota; Metazoa; Cnidaria; Anthozoa; Scleractinia; Poritidae.
AUGGCAGGCAGAAAUGUUUCGUUUUCGAAGCCCAAAACUCCCUCUUUUAUAGCAAAAUUUAAGGAAAAGGUUGGCUAUCAGGAAUCCGCCACAGUUGAAACGAAAUUCCAAGAGACUGAGACGUGUAAUUUAGAUAACAGAGAGCACGAAGACGAAAAACCGACCGUAGUUUUGGGAUCAAAUGUCAGCGAAGCCGAAGCUAACGCGUUCCUAGAUCGUUUGAAGGAAGAUGAGGCCGACUCGCAAGGUUUGUAACGAAUCUCAAUCAUCAUAUAAAUUAGCUUUCAACUUUCGAAAUCUCAGUGUUCAUCCUCCACGCAAGUAUUUAAAAAGUGCCUCGAAAGCUAAAAUCUCUGAGCAUGAAAUUUCCCUUGUGUUUCCACUGACUCAUCCCCGGUCGUCUCUCUCUGUCUGGCUCUCUGUCUCCUCCUUAGUGGCGCGAGGGGUACCCCCUGCUCCCGCCGCGCGCGUUACGCGAAGACGACUGGGUACAAGUCAGGUGUUUCCAUACUAACUCUUUUGAAACAUUAUGUACCACUCAAGUCCAAAAUCGCCCACCCCCCCCAACCCCGAGCAUAGCACGGACAUUUGACUGCGUUUUUAUUCGUACAGUAGGGACUUUGACCCAAAAUGAGGCCCGCCCAGUCACACAUGUGACUUUCGUGUCAAAACGCCAGUCAGCGUCUCAAGCCAACGGAUUUUGUGAUUAUUUCAUUCAGCAUGUGUACCGCGUUCAUGGGUUAUUUCUCCUAUAUUCACUGUUUUGUUGGAGCAUUUGAGAGUCUUUCAAAAAGCCUGCUAAAUGUGGGCUUUGUGGAAUGAACAAUUUUAUUCAAAUGAACAAACCUCCGUAAGACAGCUUUCCGAGAUUUGAGAUAUUUCAGUUGUAUUUAUUAGGAUAUUUACAUUUGAAUAAAUGUUUUGACAUGUGGGAAAAAUUUAAAUAGUCACUGGUGGGUAGUGGGAAGUGCUAGCCAGUGGGGCAUUUGACCAUCUCAACUGCCAACAUACCAGGGAAUUUGACCAAAUUUUUUCAAAAAAAGGUCAAAGGCCCCGGGGUCUGCCUGGGAAGGGGUGGGGGAGCAUGGGCAGUUUUGGAAUUGACAGGUACAUAACACUGUUUUAACAGCUUUCAGGGGACCGUAACAAAAGCCUUUUUCAUACUGGAGACACAUUAGCAAGUUUAAGCUACUUCAACACUGACAUCCAAAAAUUGAAAGAAAGAGUUUCAUAUAUUAUUCUCUUUGAUAGUUUUGCAAUGCCAAUGAAAGAACUGAAAAUAUCAUUUUAAUGAUUAUUAGAUGCUGAGAAAAAAGAUAAUGUAGAAGAAGGUGGGAAAAUUCUCUUUAAGAAGCCAACCAAGAGAAAAUCAAGUGGCUUGAAUUCCAAAGGUGACAGAAAGAAGUCAAAACCAUCCAGUUCCAUGAAGAACGUCAAGAAUAAGAGCCUUUUGUCAUUUAAUGAAGAAGAAGAUGGAGAUUUAUAA